GUUUGCCCGAGACCUCUCGUCGAGAAUGUGGAGCGAGUUUCAUAAAUUAAAAAUCGAUUUUUAUAUCACAAUUAUUGAAAAAAAUCGAAACAUUUUUUACAUCCCUUCAUAAUGUUAUCAAGUCAUAUUAAACUGCUGAUUACCGUGGCUGAAGAGAUAGUCUGCCUUAUCUUAUCAUUACCCAUCCCCACCGUUCCAUUGUUCAGAUUAAACAUAGGUACGAUUAAUUUUAAUUAGAAAAAACCAAUUGUCAUUGCUAUUAUGACUUCAAACAAGAUCGACUAUAUUCCUAAAAUAGUGGUAUGUGGGUCGUGCUCUGUUGACUUUACGACAUAUGCCCCCAGACUGCCUAACCAUGGCGAAACUCUUCAUGGAACUAAGUUUGUAACAAGUUUUGGAGGAAAAGGUGCGAACCAAUGCAUUGCAGCUGCCAGAUUGGGUGGAAACACUUACAUGAUUAGUAGAGUAGGUGAUGAUCAGUGGGGUCAGAAAUAUAAAGAUAACUUAAAAACUGCAGGUGUGGAUGUAACACAUGUCUACAAUACACAUAAUGUUACUACUGGUAUUGCUCAAAUCACAGUUGCAGAAAGUGGACAGAAUCAGAUAGUAAUUGUUCUUGGUGCAAAUGGGCACCUUAGUAAGACUGAUGUGGAGAAAUCAAAGGAACUCAUAAUCACUGCUGAUGUGCUUAUUGGACAAUUAGAAACUCCGUUUGAAACAACAUUAGAAGCAUUUAAAAUAAACAGAGGACUGAAAUUAUUAAAUGCAGCCCCUGGAAGAAAUGAUAUUCAAGAAAUUUUGCCUUAUUGCUCCAUACUAUGUGUAAAUGAAUCUGAAGCUUCAAUACUAGCAAACCAUCCAGUUGUUAGUGUAAAGACUGCAGUUGAAGCUAUAAAGAAAAUACUUGCUCUAGGUUGUGCAACAGUCAUUGUAACACUUGGUGAGAAUGGAGCUCUAUACGCAUCAAAGAAUGACCCACCUACACAUGUGUUUUGUGAUAAAGUAGUUCCAGUAGACACUACAGGGGCAGGUGAUGCUUUUGUGGGAGCAUUGGCAACUUACCUAGUUUCUCAUAAAGAUUAUCCUUUGCACCAGAUAAUUGGCGCCGCCUGUGAAGUAGCCACUAUCUCUGUCACUAAAGAAGGCACUCAGACUAGUUACCCAACUAACUACACACCAUUUACUAAGGAAUAUAAAUAUGAAACAUUAUAAAUAAAACAAGAUAACUAUUUGUAAACCAUCAAGGUUCAUUUUAAUGAACAAACCUAAUAUUAAGGCUAAACUAAUUCAAUCAGUUUACACAAUAUCUGAAAACAUGUCAUAAUAUUAUUUUUUACGUAACAUAAUAUAAACCUUAUAUUUAAUUUCGACAAGGGAAAUGAUUAUGGAACUGGAUGGUAAUAAUGGCUAAUAAAAUAAUAAUAGUAGGUUUUCUAAUUUAAAUGUACUUAUAUUACUAAGAAUUCACAUGUUUAACACUUAAACAUAUCAUAUUAUUUUAAAUAGGGUUUAUUAAUAUCAUAUUUAUAUUUUUGCAAAGAUUUUUGGCUUAUUUAAUAUGUAAGGCAUUUUUACAUCAUCAUUCCUUAAGCAUUAUGGUGUUAUGAACAAAUGAAUGUCAUUGAAUUUUGUUGUUAAUAAAAUUUUUAACCAUGUGAAUUUGUAUUCCUUCAUUUCAAAUAAUUAUAUUACAAACCCUAUAAGGGAAGUAAUGAGAAUGCACUGUUUUUGUACAUGUUUAAAUGGCUUCACCAUUUAGGUACAAAACCUACAAUUAAUUUUUAAAGUUAUUUUAA
Messenger RNA from Chilo suppressalis (striped riceborer), 1796 nucleotides. Lineage: Eukaryota; Metazoa; Arthropoda; Insecta; Lepidoptera; Crambidae. The record is from the annotation of a GenBank genome assembly.